Molecule: messenger RNA, 2057 nt
Organism: Cuscuta epithymum
Lineage: Eukaryota; Viridiplantae; Streptophyta; Magnoliopsida; Solanales; Convolvulaceae
Source: the annotation of a GenBank genome assembly
UUAUUUAACAACUUAGAUUUAGGUCACUUUAUAUUCACAAAAUUAAAAGUCCUUUCUUCACAAAUACAAUACAAAGCCUUUUAUUCCUUCCCGUGUUGAAGUUGUCGAGUCCAGCUAGGUUCUUCGUCGGCUAACCAGGGACGUUUUGUGCUCUUCCGUCCAAAUUAACCUGAUUUUCCUCCUCCGAUUCUCCUCUUUGCAGCUCCGGAGAAGAAGAAGGCUGUUCUAAGUUGACUUUGUCUUCUUCAAAGUUCCAGGCAAUAAAUUCUCCGUUUUCAGGAAAUAAAUUCUAAGCCCCCUUCUAGCAAUCAAUCAACGCUCUCCCGGUUUACCUCCCCAACAUUUCAACUCCAUAUUAGGUGAAAAAGCAUGGCACCGACCCCAACUCGAAUUGGCCUUGCUGGCCUAGCUGUAAUGGGACAAAACCUUGCACUCAACAUAGCCGAGAAAGGGUUCCCGAUAUCCGUCUACAAUAGAUCAACCUCAAAAGUCGAUGAGACUGUUGAACGAGCCAAAGCAGAAGGUGAUCUCCCACUCUACGGUUUUCACGACCCCAAAUCCUUUGUUCUCUCCAUCCAAAAGCCUCGUGUCAUCAUUAUCCUCGUCAAAGCUGGUUCUCCAGUUGACCAGACCAUCAAAACCCUCUCAGCCUACCUGGAGAAAGGAGACUGUAUCAUCGAUGGAGGCAAUGAGUGGUAUGAGAACACCGAGAGGAGAGAAAAAGAAGCAGCCGAAUUGGGCUUGCUUUAUCUUGGAAUGGGAGUGUCUGGCGGUGAAGAAGGUGCUAGGCAAGGCCCAUCACUAAUGCCUGGAGGCUCUUUCGAGGCGUACAAGCACAUCGAAGACAUCCUACUCAAAGUAGCAGCCCAAGUCCCAGACAGCGGGCCAUGUGUGACUUACAUUGGCAAGGGCGGAUCUGGAAACUUUGUUAAAAUGGUUCACAAUGGUAUCGAGUAUGGUGACAUGCAAUUGAUUGCCGAAGCAUAUGAUGUUUUGAAAUCUGUGGGCAAGCUAUCCAACGCCGAAUUGCAUGAAGUGUUCACGGAGUGGAAUAAAGGGGAACUUUUGAGCUUCUUGAUUGAGAUCACUGCCGAUAUAUUUGGAAUCAAGGAUGACAAGGCAGACGGGUAUUUGGUGGAUAAGGUUUUGGAUAAAACUGGCAUGAAGGGGACCGGGAAGUGGACGGUUCAGCAAGCUGCUGAACUGUCAGUUGCCACCCCGACGAUCGCUUCGUCACUGGACUCGAGAUUCCUCAGUGGGUUGAAGGAAGAGAGGGUCAAAGCAGCGAAGAUAUUUAAAGCCGGUGGGAUAGGUGAUGUCAUUGCUGACCAGGUUGUUGUUGACAAGAAACAGCUGAUCGAUGACGUCAGGAAGGCACUUUAUGCUUCCAAGAUAUGCAGUUAUGCACAGGGGAUGAACUUGAUUCGUGCAAAGAGUGUUGAGAAAGAAUGGGAUUUGAAACUCGGUGAGCUGGCUCGGAUUUGGAAGGGGGGCUGCAUUAUCCGUGCUAUAUUUUUGGACCGUAUCAAGAAGGCCUAUGACAGAAACCCAGAUCUUGCCAACCUUCUAGUGGAUGAAGAGUUUGCAAAGGAGAUAAUUGAAAGGCAGUCUGCUUGGAGAAGAGUUGUUUGCCUUGCUAUCAGCUCUGGUAUUAGUACCCCUGGCAUGUCUUCGAGUUUGGCUUAUUUUGACUCGUACAGGAGGGAAAGUCUGCCAGCCAAUUUGGUCCAAGCUCAGCGGGAUUACUUUGGGGCUCAUACAUACGAGAGGACCGACAUGUCGGGUUCCUUCCAUACCGAGUGGUUCAAGAUUGCCAAACAAUCAAAGAUUUGAUUUUUUUAAGCUCUACACCUUUGUUGAGCUAGACUGAUGCUGCUUAUGUGCUGAAUAAGAUUUGUGACCGAAAAUGUAAAAUUCAGUCAUGGAACCAUUCGAUUAUGCUUAAUAUGUUUGGAAUAUUUGGAAUUUAUUGAAGUUUAUUUAGUUUUGAUAAUUAUUUGUAAACCAGACCAUCUUUUUUCAUUUAAUAAAAUCUUUAAGCAUUUCUUUUUUGUUAA